Messenger RNA from Physella acuta, 3572 nucleotides. RefSeq names its product calcium uniporter protein, mitochondrial. Gene Ontology annotation, molecular function: calcium channel activity; uniporter activity. Lineage: Eukaryota; Metazoa; Mollusca; Gastropoda; Physidae. Gene Ontology annotation, cellular component: uniplex complex. Gene Ontology annotation, biological process: mitochondrial calcium ion homeostasis; calcium import into the mitochondrion. The record is from RefSeq and is a predicted model, not a curated record.
GAGUGUAAUGAUGGCGGCCGUAGCUCCACUGAGAAAAUUAAUUCAUAGAAGUGUUUUUGUACAGAACUCAAAUUUGUUUUCUGUGUGUAAACAAAGUCAAGCUUCUAGGUCUAGAAAGGUUCAGUUUAUUCACCUCAAAAAUGAAAUCUCCCGUCCAUAUUGCUCGCAAGUUUUAUAUAAAACAGAUGUAACCGUUGACUACAGAGAUGGGCUUCCAGUUGUUGCUUUACCUUUGCCUUCAAGAAGAGAAACUUGUGAAUUUACACUCAAACCUAUAUCACAGAAUGUGGGAGAUUUUGUGAAAUUUAUUAAGGAUGAGGAUGGGGGCAUUGACACAGUUACCUUUUUCACCAAAGACGGCAGCCGGAUUGCUAAAUCCACGUCCAUUGACGUCCUCAUGAGAUCUGAGUUUCAAAUUAGUAUCAAUGAUCAGAAGUACCAUGUCAGCCCACCUGUUAUUUGUCCUGUAUCACAUGAAGAUGCUCAGACUUUAACAGAUGUUAAGUUAUUGAUAAGUCAGCUUUAUACUACCCUCAAUGUGGAGAGUUACCAGCUAGAAAGGGAGCGAGAACUUAGAACACGCCUAGAAGAUCUAAACAUGCAAAUAUCACCAUUAGAGCAGAAAACUCAACACUUGUGUUCUAAAGCAAGUGUGAGCACUAACCGCCUGGUCUGGCUGGGCCUAGGCUGCAUGAGUCUUCAGUUUGGAAUUCUAGCUCGUCUGACCUGGUGGGAGUACUCUUGGGAUAUUAUGGAGCCAGUUACGUAUUUCGUCACUUAUGGAACGAGUAUGGCUAUGUAUACCUACUUCAUUCUGACUAAACAGGAGUAUGCUUUCCCUGAUGCCAAAGAUCGCCAGUUUCUCCUCAAGUUUUAUAAACUGGCAUCCAAAGAGAAAUUGGAUGUGGACAAGUACAACCAACUACGUGAAAAAAUCACUGAAGCUGAACAUGAUCUCCGUAGGCUUAGGGAUCCUCUGCAGCUCCAUCUCCCAAUUAAAGAAAUUGAAAAAUUAUCCAAAAAAGAUUAAUGUGAGCUUUCUGGAAUAUUUUAACCACGUUUUAGAAAUGUAAACUUAGUUGCAAAAUAUUAUAAUAUAGUUGUUUUAUUUUAAACAUAUAUCUGUAUCAUUAUUUAUCUCUUUUUUAAUGUAGAAACAAAUAUAAUUAAUUAUAUAAAUUUAUUAUAUGAUUUCAGUAAUUAUAAAAAAUUAUAGUUAAAGAGCUAGUCGUAAAAAUAAAUCUCUUUAAAUUAAAUAAAAAAUAAUGUAUAAAAUAGCAUUCAUAAAUAAUAUAUUUUAAUACAGAAAUUUCUUACUCACCUCAUUAGUAACAUUUCUUUCUCUCAUUUGUGCUUUAAACAGGCUCCUCAAGUGUUAAAAAUAUCAUGUUCAUGCAUUUUUAUUAUAGUGUGGACAUGUUAUGUGUUCUCUCCCAUUUAAAAUAAUCUUUCUUAUUCUUUACACCCAUUGCUAGAGCUAUGUUUAAAAAAAAAAGACUAAUUUCUAAGUUUAAGAAAGUUUAAUGGGGUUUAAUCAACACUUGAUAUCAUUAGUGUUUUUAAUGUGUAAAACUGUUUAUAAUCAAUUUAUUCAAAGUAUUUUAGAUUUUUAAAAUUUUUGUAUCGUUUUAUAAAAGAUUAUUAAACAACACAACAAACUAUUUUUGUUGGUUAUUACAUGCUGUAUUUUAAAUCCUGUAUAGUUAUACUAAAAUGAAAUGGUGUUUCUACAGUAGUUUUGGGACAUAACUUUCUUUCUUUGAGUAUUUUAAUUUACUGCUGGGUUUGACUAGCUUUUUUUUUAAAGGCAGGCCCAUGAUUACAUCUAUGAAAUUAUAAGUGUUAACAUUGUUUUUUUUUUGUUGACUUUUAACUGCUAUCAGUUAUGUGAGCUUGAUUAUACAAAAUUUUACAAUGUGAUCUUAAGGUUGAACAAUUUGUAGAUAUCACUGGAACACUGAUAUGAAUGAAAUUUCAGUAUUGAUGAUGACUAUAAAAUUAAAGUGUUCUUAAUUUUUUUUACUGUUUGUGGAAACAUCUAUCUUUAAGAUGGGCUUUAAAUUUUCUUUAGGUAUUUGUCGUUUGUUGGGCGUAGAAUUGCUGCUCACCCAUGUUUGAAAAUUUUAUUGAGUUCUAAAUGUUUUUACUUUUUAUUUAGUCUAAGCAUCUUUAUCGACACAUGGCUACUUUUGAAAAGGUCUUGGUUGCUGAACAAGCCCAACCCACAUUUUGCUUCCUAUCUGUUAUAUAACCUUUAUAGGUGGAGGGUUUAAGGAAUUUUACCUGUUAUAUAAAGAUUAAGCAAGGUCUUUUGAGUAGCUAUUGUGUAUUUUAUAAAAAGUCUAAUCUGUUCUUUUUUUUAGAGAUACUUUUACAUUUUUUAUCCUAGUUGAUUGUUUUUAUUUUUAUUCAUCAGCAGUUGUUUUUUUUUCUGCAGGUGACAUUGUGUCACAUCAGUGUUAAUUUAUUUAUUUUUGAGUUGUUUUGAUUUUUGAGAAUUGAUUUAAGUGUGCAGACCCUACAAUUUUUAUAGAAUUUAACGUUUUUUUAAAGAGUAAUUCAGCCCAAUUUUAUUAUCCUCAUCUCUUUGUUGUUGUGAAGUAAUCAGGCCCAAACGAAACGAUCCUAAUCUCUCUUUGGGUGUCACUAUAACAUUUGUGUGGGAAGUACUAAAGUAUAAUUAACAAGUUAAAAAAGGACACCAGCUACUGUGAUUUCUUGACCAGAUCCAUUGUGUGUUAAAUAGAAGACUUACUGCCCAACAUAAUUUUCCCAGCUCUUCGCUUUCAAGUAUUUUACUGCUGUUUUUGUCAUAUUUUUGGGUUUUAUGUUACAAUUUUUUUGUUCCAAUCCUAUUAUGUUCCGCUAAAUAUAAUUAAUAGAUUUAAUUAAGUAAUAACAUUAGGAGGUCACUUGCAAAACCUGCUUAGUCCCUUCUGAUUGAUUUUGAUGAAAUUGAAUUUUAAAUAUUUAUUUGUUAACUAAAAUUAGGAUUUUUAUACUUUACUAUUAAAUUUUUUUUAUUUAAUGUAUACCUUUUACAACAAAAAUUAGUAUACUACUUUAAAUUCCAGUUAAUAAAGAAGGGUGACUAAUUGUUUCAGAAAGUGAACUUAGCAGGGUUUAGAAGUGGCCUCUUGACAUAUUGUAUUUCUUUUAAAAAUUACUAUCCUUUCCUAUAAUUAAAAACAGUUGUAGUUUAAUUUGCUCCCAUUAGAAGGCAUAGAUACUUGCAGUUCAAUUGAGAUUUGCUGUCUCUUGUUUGUUUAUCAGCAUAAUUAAACUCACUUUCUGCCUUUUAUAAGAUCACUUGCAUGCAAAGAGGUUAUAUAAACUAUCUCUACUUUAUUUAUACAGUCGUUUUACUUUGAGCGUGAAACGAGUGCCUUUCAUAUGUUCUUUCAGUCUUUAAAAACUUUUUGCUGUGACAGCCUGAGAGGUUUUGCUAGUUGCUAUAGAAACCUUGCCAGGUUUUGCUAGUUACUAUAAGAACCUUGCCAGGUUUUGCUAGUUGCUAUAGGAACCUUGCCAGGUUUUGCUAGUUGCUAUAGGAACCAUGCCAGGUUUUGCUA